Messenger RNA from Penicillium macrosclerotiorum, 1110 nucleotides. RefSeq names its product CRAL/TRIO domain protein. NCBI's taxonomy places the organism in Eukaryota, Fungi, Ascomycota, Eurotiomycetes, Eurotiales, Aspergillaceae. The record is from RefSeq and is a predicted model, not a curated record. The coding region runs from base 1 to 1110 and encodes 369 amino acids. Gene Ontology annotation, molecular function: phosphatidylinositol transfer activity. The transcript is spliced from 2 exons.
AUGACAGCCCAUGAUUCCGCUGAGGUCGCUACGGCCGUGCCUCCGACACCCAAUGGAGAAUCCGGAAAGCCAGCAACUCCGUUGCAAGAGCCGGCCUCGAACGAUCAGGUACAAACCACGGCUAUCUCAACCCCCAGUCCCGUUGACUUAGAACUCCCAACCUCCGCCGCCGAUGGCUUGAUUCAAAAACCGUUCCCGAAGCCUCUGGAUACCGCCAAACCCGAAGGGCCCGCCAAACUCACUGCGGACCAGCAGGCCAAGUAUGAGACUGUCCUGAAGACGGUCUCUUCCUGGACUGCCGUGCCCACGAAAGCCGAGAAGAAUGCCGCAACAGCUCCGAUCACAGAUGACGAGCGUAUGUGGUUGACCCGCGAAUGUCUCCUUCGAUACCUACGAGCCACAAAGUGGAACGUGGCGGAAGCUGAGACUCGACUCCAGCGCACGUUGACCUGGCGCCGAGAAUACGGCAUGGAAAAGCUGACGCCCGACUAUAUCUCGAUUGAAAAUGAGACGGGAAAGCAAGUCAUUAUGGGCUUUGAUAUCCACGGCCGGCCGUGUCUGUACCUUCUGCCCUCGAACCAGAAUACGGAGAAGAGCGAACGCCAGAUUCAACACCUCGUUUUCAUGCUUGAACGAGUCAUUGAUCUCAUGGGCCCUGAUCAAGAAACGCUGGCGCUUCUUGUGAACUUCAAUGAGACCAAGUCCGGACAGAAUGCGUCGAUUGGCCAGGCUAAGCAGACUCUAGACAUUCUCCAGAACCAUUAUCCCGAGAGACUUGGACGCGCUCUAGUCAUUAACGUACCUUUCGUUAUCUGGGGCUUCUUCAAGUUGAUCACCCCUUUCAUCGACCCACAGACUCGCCAGAAGCUCAAGUUCAACGAGGACCUCCGUCAACAUGUGCCCCCCAGCCACCUUAUGAAGUCUGUUGGCGGUGAUGUUGAAUUCAAGUAUGAUCAUAAGACUUACUGGCCAGCUCUUAACCAGUUGGCCGAGCAGCGGCGGGAAGCGUAUCGCCAACGCUGGAUCCAAGGCGGGAAGCAAAUUGGAGAGUUCGAGAACUACCUCAAGGGUGAGGACAUUCCAAGCGUCUCGCAGAGCCAGGGAGCUUGA